This is a messenger RNA of Pyrenophora tritici-repentis Pt-1C-BFP, 825 nucleotides long. The record is from RefSeq and is a predicted model, not a curated record. Lineage: Eukaryota; Fungi; Ascomycota; Dothideomycetes; Pleosporales; Pleosporaceae.
AUGGGUAUCGCUGUGGGGACAUUCAUCAUCGAAAACGCCUCGUUCGUUGCGGCACAAGUUGACACCAUAUUCAGCGCGUGGUCUGUGGAAGGACUAAGGCGCAUGAUAUCAUGGCUUAUGGGAUGGCCAGGAGGCUUGAAGCUCAAUACGGAGCUGGCUGCCUUCUUAGGCGACUUGUUUCUCUGGGUCAUUGAUUACUGGGCUAACUGCAUAUCCCUCCUGCGACCACAUCUGCCCGCCCUCAUCCAGGUCAUCGGCUAUUCAGCUUUUGCUGGGGCCACUAUGCCAAUCUCGAUAUUCUCGGACCUUGUUUCGAUACUCACGCUGCACAUCUACUCAUUCUACGUUGCCUCGGCGCGGAUUUUCCAUUGGCAACUCGAGAUUAUCAUCUCCCUAUUCCACCUAUUUCGCGGCAAAAAGCGCAACGUUCUCCGCAACCGAAUCGACUCAUGCGACUACGACUUGGAUCAGCUACUACUCGGCACGAUUCUCUUUACUCUGCAGUUCUUCCUAUUACCGACCGUGUUUGUCUUCUACUUGACAUUUGCGAGUGCGCGUAUCGCUGUUAUUGGGCUCAAGGCGGCAUUAGAGAUGGGACUUGCAUGUCUCAACCACUUCCCAUUAUUCGCAGUCAUGCUACGGCUUAAGGAUCCGGGGCGAUUGCCUGGAGGCAUCUAUUUCGAGAUACAGGAUACGACUGGCCUCCCGUCCGACAAGUCAGGCGUGCCAGCUUCCACGCCAACAGCCUAUGUGCUGCUCAAGGCCAUGGCAUGUACCAAAUGGGUAUGCCACAAUGCCGGUCAGGAGAGGUAUCCUGAACGGUAA